CUGUGCGUUUGGUAUGUAGCCGGGAGAGCGGUGCGCGCUGCCGGCCGGGACGCGCUGAACCGAGCCCAGGACUGUGGGCCGGAGCUAGUCCUGCUAAACCUAUGGAUCCUCAGCAGCCUGUGUGUAGCCUGAUGAAGCGCUUCUGUACUUGUCUCAGCCUGCUGCCGCUGCCAGGCCAGGACUGGAGCAAGAGCGAUGAGAGGCUCCUGCAGGCUGUGGAGCAGAACGAGCCCGACAAAGUCUCCGCUCUCAUCGCCAAGAAAGGCCUCUGUCCCACCAAGCUGGAUGCUGAGGGGAAGUCGGCGUUCCACCUCUGUGCAUCCCGGGGUCGACUGGACUGUCUGGAGGUCAUCAUCGCUCACGGAGCUGAUAUUAAUGCCCCUGACGGUGUCGGCUUCAGCGCCCUUCACCUCGCCGCCAAGCACGGUCAGCCAGAGUGCGUGAAGAGGCUGUUACAGGAGAGAAUGGAAGUAGACGGCACCGACAGCAUUGGAAGGACGGCGCUUCAUCACGCAGCGGUCGCUGGCUGUCUGUCCUGCACUGAAACCCUGUGGGACUUUAAGGCCAGUCUGGACGUCCAGGACAGCGACGGGGCCACACCCCUGAUCCUGGCGGCCCAGAUGAGCAGAGUGGAGCUCUGCGCUUUCCUGUUGGGACGAGGUGCCGACGCCAACAUACAGGACAACCAGGGAAGAUCUGCACUGAUGUUAGCCUGCGAGAGCGACAGCGCUGAAACCACAGCGGUUCUGCUCCGAGGCGGCGCCGACACACAGCUGGUCGACGGCCUGGGGCACAAAGCCGCCGACUACAGCCAAAGCGCAGGCAACCAGCGCGUGGUGCACAUGCUGCAGGACGGAGUCCUCCCAGCGUCUGAGGCCGCGGGCGAGGAGAUUCAAGGUCUGCCACCAUCGCCCCAGCCCCGGACCCGUCCUCCGUCGGCUCAGUCCCCUGAGCCCCAGUCCCCCGCUGCCUCUCCACAGCCAUCACAGGUGGAGGAUGAGGAGGUCUUCGAGGAGAUACGGAAGCUGCGUUUGGAGAGGGGCCGUCUGCUCCAGAAGAUCAAAUCGCUGGAGCAGCAACAGCAGAGUGCCAUGUCCGCCUUGGAAGAGCUGUCGCAGCUCAAGCAGCGUCUGGAGCAAGCAGAGGCGGAGAGGGACAAGCUGCUGGAGGAGCUGAGGGAGGGCCAUGGCAUCGGGGUCAGUGACUCCGAAGACAUGGAUGAAAUGCUGGACUUCCCAGAGAAGCUGCUCUCCAAACGCUCCAGAGCCAUAUCUGCUCAGGAUGAGCUCAGCUCUCCAGCCCCCGCGGCCUCGGCCGGCCCGUCUCCUGCAGACCCAGGAACCGUCGCAGAGCUGCACAAGCAGAUAGAGGAGCUCGCGUCACAAAACUCUGAACUUGUUCUGAAAGUGCAGAUGCUGGAGAUGUACGAGAAGGACGACACCGACAUGCAGAUGUCCAGCACAGACUUUGUCCCCUUGGCUCAGUACGAGACCCUGCAGAAGGAGCUCGAAGCCCUGCAGGAGCGUCUGUCUCAGGCCCAGGCUUUGGACGAGGCCUCCAGUGUGGCUGAGGAGCGUAAUGAGAAGCCUCAGGGAGAUGCAGAGGGCGUUGAGGCUCUGAAGGAGAAGUUGCACGGACUGGAGGAGCAGUUGGCCUCCUCCAAGUCUGAACUUGAGGAGUUAAAGGAGCAGAUGCGCCUCGGUGUGCUCUCCGUGGAGUGUGUGGACGGAGACACUCUCACAGCAGGUGCUGGGCCUGCAGGCCGGUCUGGGGUGGAGGAGGAGGGCCUGCGCCAGGAGGCACAGCAGCUGAGAGCUAGGGUGGCGGAGCUGGAGGAGGAGCUCGCCAACAGAGCGGGUGACGAGGGGGGUGAGAGUAGCUCAGACAGUGACACAGUCAAACAGCUGACGGAGAAAGUAGAGGCGCUGCAGGCUGCUCUGGACCAGAAGGAGUCCACGCAAGGAGAAGGGAAGGAGGAGGAAGCAGGCCUCCGAGGCAGAGUGGCUGAGCUGGAGGCCGCGCUGGCAGAGAGCGGACCGCCAGCGAGAGAGGGAGCGGUCGGGGAUGAGGUGCGACGCCUUCAGGAGCGCGUGGGGGAGCUGGAGGCGGAGCUGAGGAGACGCGUGCCCCGCUCCGAGCUGGAGGAGGUGCAGGUGACCCUGGGCCUCCAGUGCGAGCAGCUGGCCAGGGAGAGGGCCGACGUGGCCCGGAGGCUCAACGACGCGCUCCUGGAGCUGGAGAGAGGCCGGCCGCCCCCGCGUGGCGGCGAGGAGGAGCAAGAGGAGGAGGAGGAGGAGCACUCGGAGAGUUCCGAGCGCUCGCUCGCAUCAGAGCUCUCCAGAUUCUCCCUGGCGGCGGUGAGAGAGGAGCUGGAGGCGGCCAGACAGGAGGCGGCCCAGGCCCUGGAGUGUCUGUGUGCGGAGCGCGAGGGCCGCGCUCAGGACGCGCUGCAGCUGAAGGACGCGCUGCCGCUGUCCGAACACAGGGAGGCGCUCUCCGCGGUGUCAGAGCAGCUGGCUCAGACGCUGCAGGAGCUCCAGGAGGAGAGGAGCCUCCGCCGCCAGGCCGAGGAGCGCGCCGCCGCGCUGGAGGCCACGCUGCAGAGCACGCACGAUGCCGUCCCCAAAGAGGAGCACGAGAAGAUAAAGGCAGAGCUCCAGCGCGCCCUGCAGGCCAGCGAGAGCAGCGCAGCGGCAGCCCAGGAUGCUCUGACGGAGAAGGAGAUGGAGCUGAGGGAGCUGAAGUCCCAGAAGGCGGCCGAGCGGGGCCUGAUCUCCAAGGAGGAGCACGAGGCCCUGCGGCUGUCUCUGCAGGCGGAGAUCAACGCAGCCACGGCGCGCUUCAAUGAUCUCACACGCAAACACGAGAAGACGUGCACGGAGGUGUUCCAGGUCCAGAGGGAGGCUCUCUUCAACAAGAGUGAGCGUCAGGCUGCAGAGUCCCAGCUGGUCAGAGUGCAGCAGCAGCUGGCCGAACUGCAGGCCCAGUCCAGUCACAUCCAGGAGCUGCACAAGGAAAUCCAGAACUCCCAGGGUCUGGUCAAAGAGAAGGACCGCAAGAUUACAGAACUGUCCAAGGAGGUGUUCCGGCUGAAGGAGGCCCUAGGAGCUCUGUCGCCUCCUCUUGGCCUCACGUCCGCGUCCUCCUCACCCCCCCAUCACGUCAACCCUGGGCAGCAGAUGGCACUGCAGAACAGGAUCUCUAUACUGAGCCAGCAGCUUCAGGACUGGGAGAGGAAGCACAAACAGGUGGUGGCUGUGUACCGUUCCCAUUUACUGGCAGCUGUACAGGGUCGCAUGGACGAGGAGGUGCAGGGUCUGCUGCUGCAGAUCCUGAGGAUGACGCAGCAGGGCCAGUAGGACCAGUAGGACCAGUACGCUGCCGCACGUUCCAGUCCGGCCGCCUGCAGGAACAGCAGCGCUGAGAUGUUUUCUAGAAAGCCAAAAACCCCACUCUGUGGCCAGACACACCUGCAUGCGUGAAUACAGUCACCCGAACAACCGCGACUGGCAUCCAAUAAUAAUAAAUGAAUGGUUAGUGCCUUCAGACGUCAGGACUUCAUGCAAGAGGCGGAGAAUGCAAGGCAGUUCUUCAGAGCUCUGCCUGUGACCUGGCUGAUUUUAUAUUCUAUUGUUAUAAUAAAACAGAAAUCAAUGGUC
Messenger RNA from Betta splendens (Siamese fighting fish), 3659 nucleotides. It is a transcript of the gene ankrd24, whose product is annotated as ankyrin repeat domain 24. Lineage: Eukaryota; Metazoa; Chordata; Actinopteri; Anabantiformes; Osphronemidae. Bases 102 to 3359 code for a protein of 1085 amino acids. The record is from RefSeq and is a predicted model, not a curated record. The transcript has 21 exons. Gene Ontology annotation, molecular function: actin binding.